AACUUCUCUGCUGUAAUGAACCAGACCCUCAUAGACGGGACUGGCUUGCCAAAACUCUGGAGUCUUAUGUGCCUCACUCACUUCACAGUAAAGUGAUGGUGUCUGCACAGGAUGGACAACGUUUUCAGAGUGAAGAUGUGACGUACGACAAGGUUUUAGUCGAUGCUCCCUGUUCUAAUGACCGGAGCUGGCUGUAUUCUUGCAGCAGCCAGCAGGGGGAGCAGAGACUGAAGGAAAGAGCAAGACUGCCUGUACUCCAGGCUCAGCUGCUUAGGUGUGCACUGUCACUGGUGCGUCCAGGGGGUCUUGUGGUCUAUUCAACCUGCACAUUGUCCAGCUCGGAGAACUACGCUGUGGUCGAGACGGUGCUGAAUGACUUUCCUGAGGCGGAACCUGAAGACCUGUGGGAUGAGAUAGUCGCUCCUUUAUCAGAACACUUUGUGUUCAGACCCUCUCACCCUGGUUAUGGAAAGACCUCCCACAAGCACUCGUUGCUGCCUCAGGAGGGUGCCCUGUCCUCUUAUCCCCAUAGACUGGGCAUUUUAGUGGUUCCUCAGCCUGGAAAGACCUGGGGACCCAUGUUUUUGUCUCGGAUUAGAAGAAGGACAUAGCGGCUGACUGUCCCGUGAAGAUAUUUGGAAACAAAUGGAAUCUUUUGAGAUGCAAAGUACCUCGCAGAGCUGACUCACAUGUAGAAACUGUCAAACCUAGUAACUCACAUUUGACCUGUGAUACUCUUAGAGGAGCACAGUGAUAGCAGCAGUAGUUAAGACAUGUAGAAAUAAACACGUCAGUGUUCCAAAGCCAAACUGUUGCAGGUGAAUGAGUCUUCACCUUUAGAGAGGAAGUGUUGCAGCUAAAGUGUUUGUGGUAUUAAGCAGCAGCUUUUUGAGUAAGUCCGUGUUUGUGUGAACACGAAAAAACGAAACGCCGUUCACAUCAUUUAAACUUACCUGCAGCUUUCUUCCCUACCGAGUAUUAUCAUCAGAGUCUGCUGCUCCACUCAGGAGAUUUAUUGCUCAUUGUUAUGUGUCCAGCUUCUACUGUCAAAGCUUUGUCUUCUUUUUUUGUAAUUACCUUUUGGGGGCUUUUUAUUGCCUUUAUUGACAGGACAGAUUGUAGAGUGAAAGGAUGGGGAGAGAGUGUGGAAGAUGCAGCAAAAGGAGUUGUCAGAGUUGAACCUGAGGCUGCUGCUGGGGAAUCAAGCUAAGUGAAUGCUCCACUUAGCACUGGGGCAGCUAAAACACCAGAUUCUUCCCUCACAAGCUCGUAGGGACCAAAAACAGAAGGUAAAUAUUGAACGUACAUCAUCAAGUGGUCAAAUUAAUGAUAAUGUUGCUUCCUAAUUACAAGCACCUAGGGUGUUAUAACGUCAGAGAUGUUUUCACAAAAAAAGACAUUUC
Paralichthys olivaceus (Japanese flounder) is the source of this 1403-nucleotide messenger RNA. NCBI's taxonomy places the organism in Eukaryota, Metazoa, Chordata, Actinopteri, Pleuronectiformes, Paralichthyidae. The record is from RefSeq and is a predicted model, not a curated record.